Messenger RNA from Punica granatum (pomegranate), 3962 nucleotides. The record is from RefSeq and is a predicted model, not a curated record. Lineage: Eukaryota; Viridiplantae; Streptophyta; Magnoliopsida; Myrtales; Lythraceae.
AAGGAAAAGAUGGGGAAAAAUAAAAAUAAAAAGUAAAUAGAAAAGAAAGAAUAGCUUCUCAGAAAAGAAAGAAUAGCCUCUCUCGCUACCUCCUACUUCACAGUAUUUAUACGCCUCUCACCCUUUCGCCGCCGGCGAUGCCUACGCCGGUUAGCGUGGCCCGGCAAUGCCUCACGGAAGAGGCCGCCCGUGCCCUCGACGACGCCGUGGCUGUUGCCCGACGCAGGAACCAUGCCCAGACCAACUCUCUACACGCUAUCUCCGCCCUGCUUUCCCUACCCUCCUCUCCGCUCAGGGAGGCCUGCACGCGGGCACGGAGCAGCGCCUACUCCCCCCGCCUUCAGUUCAAGGCGCUCGAGCUCAGCGUCGGGGUCUCCCUGGACCGCCUCCCCUGCUCCAAGAACCUGGACGAGCCUCCCGUGUCCAACUCCCUCAUGGCCGCGAUCAAGCGCUCGCAGGCCAACCAGAAAAGGAGCCCUGACAGCUUCCACUUGCAUCAGAUUCACAGCUCGCAGCAGACAACAGCGUCGGCCGUCAAGGUCGAGCUCAAGCACUUUCUCCUCUCGAUUCUCGACGACCCGAUCGUCAGUAGGGUCUUUGGUGAGGCGGGGUUCAGGAGCUACGACAUAAAGCUGGCGAUUGUGCACCCGCCCGCCCCACAGGCUUCCCGCCUCUUCAAAUCGAGCUGUCCACCACCUGUCUUCCUCUGCAAUCUGAUGGACAGCGAGCAGGGACGGUGGGGCUCUGGCUUUCCCUUUGCGGGCAGUGAGGACGGAGACGAUAACUGCAGGAGAAUCGGGGAAGUUCUCGCUAGAAAGUCCGGCAGGAACCCACUUAUCAUCGGGGUGUGCUCGAAGGGCGCUGUCGAGAGAUUUCUGGACGGCGUCAACAGUGGGAAACAGGGCAUUUUGCCCGCCGGACUCGUCCGAUUGAGCUCGAUCCCCAUCGAGUCGGAGAUCUCUGAGUUUGUUAGCGGCGAGGGAGGGAAGGGCAUGGCUGAGGCGAAGAUGGCCCAGAAGUUCAACGAGGUGGGUGAUGCACUGGACCGCUGCUCGGGUUCUGGAGUGAUAGUCUACUUUGGUCAACUGACAGCGUUGAUCCACGAUGACAGCUCUUCGCCGCCGCCGCCGCUGCAGCAGGAGCAGGAGGCUGCGGCGGGUUAUGUUGUUUCUGAGCUGACGGAGUUGUUGAAAGCUCAUCGGCAGAAAUUGUGGCUAAUUGGCACAGCCGAUGACUAUGAAACGUUUCUCAAGUUUGUGAGUCGGUUUCCAGCUGCGGAGAAAGAUUGGGGCUUGCAUCUGCUUCCCAUCACGUAUCGAUCGUCAGCUUCCAUGCAAGGAUUUUCCCCCACCAAAACCAGCUUGAUGGGUUCCUUCGUUCCAUUUGGUGGGUUCUUUCCCACGCCCUCUGAUUUUGCAAAUCCUGUGAGCAGCCCCUGCUCUGCUUCUCGAUGUGACCUCUGCAAUAAAAAGUGUGCAGAAGAAGUUGCUGCUCUUAUGCGGGCUGGAUCAUCUACAUCAGUCUAUGAUCAGUACUCAACUAACUUUCCUUGCUCGCUACAAAUAGCUGAAGCUGAUGCAAACAAACGAAUGAAUGUUUUGAUGACAAAAGAUGAUAGAACAACUUUGAAUGCCAAAAUUCUAGAACUGCAAAAGAAAUGGAAUAAUGUCUGUCACCGUCUUCAUAAACCUCAAUCUGUACAACAACCGGGAAAUCAGCAAGCUCGGUCACAGGUUGUGGCAUCAGAUAGCUUUCGGUUGGUUGCAGAUGAGAGGGAAAGGAGCAGCAGUGGUUCAUUUUUACCAGAGAAUAGGUGUCUACAGCUCGGUGCUUCUACUGCUAAUGACCUGCAUAUGAUUUCUCUCAUGGAGCAAGACGGGGGAUCCCAACUGGCUUCUCAAGUUGAGCAUCCGUAUAUGCAGAAAGCUUGUAACACCCAGCACAGUGGAAUUCAGAGUCCCUGGAGUUCCCAGAAGUUGUCGACUGAUUAUAGGUUGCCAGCUGAUCUUGCAUCGCCUCCAUCAACACCUUCUGUGACCACAGACUUGGGAUUGGGAAUGAUAAAUAUGUCAUCAGGUGGGACCCUGGAGAACAGGAGGCUGCAGGGUAACAUGGGGUGUCCACAGCAGCUGUUAGGUUCCAAUUCUUCUUCAGAGUUAGGUGCUCGAUUGAAGACAUCACUUGAGGUUGCUCAACAGUCUUCAUUGUCCCGCUAUAAUCAUCUUGAAAUGCAGCCCAAUCCACAUGACUUCAAGACACUUUUGACCGCUCUUCAGAAGAAGGUUGGGUGGCAGGAUGAAGCUUUAUGCAUCAUCGGUGAAGUUGUGUCCCGCUAUAGAAGUGGAAGUUUUCGAGGAUCAAGGUUUGGAAGGGAUCUUUGGCUUAUUUUUCUGGGACCUGACAGGGUGGGAAAGAGGAGAAUUGCAUCUGCUCUGGCCGAGAUAAUCUUUAAUGAUAGGAAACGGCUGAUUUAUGCAGACUUGAGAUCACAGGAAGGGAUUAGCCCAACAUACUCGACUUUCGAACUCCAGGAAUUUCAAGCUUGUGAAAUGAAGCUCAGGGGGAGAACCAUCAUUGAUUUUAUUGCUGAUGAGUUGAGACAGAAGCCCCAUUCAGUAGUUUAUCUCGAAAACAUAGAUAGAGCUGAUGUGCUCGUGCAAAACAGUUUAUCCCAGGCCAUUAGGACCGGCAAAUUAAAGGACACAUACGGGAGAGAAAUCAGCACAAGCAACACGAUCUUCGUGGCCACAUCAACCGUGACUGUAGAUAAAGAGGUUUUCGCAUCGGACAUGAAACCCGGCAACUAUUCUGAAGAAAGGGUACUCAGAGCCAGUAGAUGGCAGAUGCAAAUCUCAGUUGAAUGUGCUACUGAAAGUGCAAGUGCAAGAAGAAGUGGGGGCCUGGCUGUGGUGGUGACAUCAGAGAAGGCAGCAUCUGCGAUCAAGAGGAAGCGUAGAGACAUAAGUGACUCUUGUGAGCAGGACAGGGCCAUGGGGAUAUGGAAGCAGGGUGACAAGAUGCAGAAGUCGUUUCUGGAUUUGAACUUACCUGUGGAGGAUGUGGAAGAGGACCUGGAGGAUGGAGACUCUGAGGCUGGCCCAGAUGCUGAGGAGUCGGAGGUGUGGCUGAGAGAUUUCCUUGAGCAAGUGGACGAGAAGGUGGUUUUCAAACCGUACAACUUCAAUGAAGCUGCAGAGAGAGUUUUAGAGGAGAUGAAAUUGAACAUGCAGUCGGCAGUAGGGCCGGAGGUGUUGAUGGAAAUUGAUGAUGAGGUGAUAGUGCAGAUAGUUGCUGCUGGUUGGCUAUGCGGGGAGGAGGAAGCGAUCAAGGAGUGGAUCAGAGGGGUUUUGAGGGGGGGAUGUGUGGAAGCUUGCCGGAGGUACAAACUCGCGGCUCAUUCUAUAUUGAAGCUGACGGCAUGUGAGGGUGUUGUAGCUGAAAAGCAGGCACCUGGAGUGUGCCUUCCUGCUAGCAUCAAGGUGAAGUAAGUGCGUUGGUCACUAUAGCCACAGACGUCCUAUUUUUAUCUAUGUUUGUAUGUGUAUUUUCUAAUAUAAGUAGGAGAGGAGAACAUUAUAAUGGCCUUUGCCAAAUAUCGUUUUGCUUCUUUUUUUUUUUUUUGGUGUCCCCUCUUAAUAAUUCUUUGUGGUGGCUGGGCUGGUGGGGGAUUAAAAAUUUAUCAGGGGUUUGAAUUACUCAUCUGGUGAUGUGUGAUUGAUUAAUUCAUGGUAGGUUGGGGCGGGGCAGGGAUUUGACAUUAUUCAUAGAUGGGAGACGGAGCCACAGGGAGUAUGGAGCCACCCCUCUUUAAAUUAAGACUGCGUACUGAUACAUCAUGUCCCAGUUCACUCUAAUUUGUAAGUGAAAUAGAGGAGAGAUAUAUGUAUAUGUUUGUAUAAUAAACAUGAUUGUUAGUGAAGAAGAUGGAGAGGGGAAUGUAUAUUUACGUUCGUGGGUCAGCA